This is a messenger RNA of Symbiodinium necroappetens, 159 nucleotides long. NCBI's taxonomy places the organism in Eukaryota, Dinophyceae, Suessiales, Symbiodiniaceae. The record is from the annotation of a GenBank genome assembly.
GCGCUUGAGCUGAGUGACGAGGACCGGCGCUGGAUCGAGGCUGGAAGCACCGCAGAGGUGCGGGCAGUGAGGGCCAGGAAAGCCAUGCAGCGGCGGCAGGAGGAGGCGCAGAAAGCGGAGCACUUGUUAGGAGUGUUUGGGGUCGGGAGCGAAGAGUAG